This is a messenger RNA of Ornithodoros turicata, 1527 nucleotides long. RefSeq lists its product as uncharacterized. The record is from RefSeq and is a predicted model, not a curated record. Bases 100 to 705 code for a protein of 201 amino acids. The transcript is spliced from 2 exons. NCBI's taxonomy places the organism in Eukaryota, Metazoa, Arthropoda, Arachnida, Ixodida, Argasidae.
CCUGACCCCAAUUGAGGUCACGCUUAUAAGGCAGCCUCAUGUCGGAAGCGGCGCUCACAAAACACGAAACCGGACGAACAACACGAACUGCGCUCGAACAUGAAGGUGCUUACGGCAGUGCUGCUUCUCUCGGUCCUCUCCAGUGUGAGCUGGGCAGAGUCGCAGAAGACACAAUCCGCUGCUAGUCCCUCGCAAUCAUCCUCAGCGUCCUUCAGGCAACAGCAAGCAACACAGUUCUCUACCUAUCCGCUCAACUCUGUCUAUGGACUCACCUACCAGGGCACUUACCCGCAACUCGCGUCCUAUCUUCAGCGACCCAAUGCACGUCCAUCCUUCGGAUCGCGGUUGAGGAACUUCAUGAACUCCCUCUUCUUCAGACGCAAUCAGGCAGGAUCACAGCAGUUCUACUCCGCUUCACUGCCCGUCUUCAACUACAAACCUCCAGUUGGCAAGCCAGACAUUGUGCAGUCCAAGCCAGUCCUGUACUCGGCAGCCGGUGCGUCUGGAACGCCGGGGCACAAGAUUCACUUCCCUAACUACCAAGGCACGAAGGCGUACAAGAACGCUUUGUCCGCUGCCGGUUCCUACCCGCUACCACACGCCUACUUAUCGGGAUACACGGGCAAGGUUUACAAUAACCUCUAUGGCAGCGGCCCAGACAAGUCCUACGGAAGUAAGAUCUACAACACAGGAUAUAAGGCAUAGGGCAUCGCGGGAACCAUGUGGUAACUGCAAACUCCGCUCAAAACAAGCUUGUACAUAGCGACAUCUAAAAAGAUCAUUCUUGUUCUUUUUUUAUUGAUUCCGAAGACUCUGUAGACUUUAUAAGUCAAUACACACGAUACAGCACGAGAGGGAACGCUUGGAAUCAGGGGUGAAACCAAAGGUAACCCGUGAACGAAACCAAUUCAAUCGUAGUGCAUCGAUACUGACCCGUGAAGAAGGGUUCAGAACGCGUGUGUCUCAAUGGAAACGCGCGCGGUUUUUACAGUUACCGCCCACUACUCUGACCGAUGAAAUACCCUGCACAUUUUCUCUGCAACAUGCACAGACUGUCUGCAGUGGCACGGUCACUUUACUUUCUUUACCCUAUUGCGCAUCAAACUGCAGCAUGUUUUAAGUUCGCACUGACGUGUCAGGUUGUUUUUCAACUCCCACUGACAGCACAAGACUGGCACGGGUAGCAAGGAAAAUCGCGAGCUCGGUAAAGUGGUUUUCCCCAUCCAAGUGAUAGCCUUUCUCUUGUUUUGGCUUUCCUAUUUAUUCUCAUUUUAUUUAAUAAUUUACUUUACUGUUUUGAAUCUUCAUUGUUUGUGUGUCGGUUGGUGUCAACGUUUCACUUAUUUAUUUUCAUUUAUUAUUCGGUAUGAACUUCUAAUUGACCCGAAACUGCUCCCGCCUUGAUUUGUGACGUGGAACUGCGUGCAUGAGAAAUGCACAAGCAAUCGAACUGACAGCACGGUGAAUGCGGAUGUGACAUUGUUGCUGUGAUAUGUGCACGUCUGAGUAAAAAUUUACGAACAAAUG